CAGCAACAGCAACAGCAACAGCAACAGCAACAGCAACAGCAACAGCAACAGCAACAGCAUCAGCAUCAGCAACAGCAACAGCAACAGCAACAGCAACAGCAACAGCAACAGCAACAGCAACAGCAGCAACAGCAACAGCAACAGCAACAGCAACAGCAACAGCAACAGCAACAGCAACAGCAACAGCAACAGCAACAGCAACAGCAACAGCAACAGCAACAGCAACAGCAACAGCAACAGCAACAGCAACAGCAACAGCAACAGCCAUUAACAAGCAUCCGCUAA
Messenger RNA from Culex quinquefasciatus (southern house mosquito), 285 nucleotides. Its product is annotated as ataxin-8-like. The annotation marks the transcript as partial. The record is from RefSeq and is a predicted model, not a curated record. The transcript has 3 exons. Lineage: Eukaryota; Metazoa; Arthropoda; Insecta; Diptera; Culicidae.